AUGGCUCCUUCAUCGUUACUAAACCAAAAUGACAAAGUUACAAUUCGAAAAUAUAUACCAAAGUCUACUAACAAAAUAAUCGCUGCUUCCGUAGCCAGACUCUAUAUCGCAUACCCCAAGUCAGACAGUUGGACGUAUACUGGAUUGUCUGGUGCCAUCGUUCUGGUGUACGACAGCGUAGGAAAGUGUUGUUGGCUUAAAUUAGUUGAUCUGGUGAGUGAUGGAGGCGUUCUAUGGGAUCAAGAAGUCUAUGAGGGAUUUGAUUUCCACCAAGACAGAACCUUCUUUUACUCCUUUGAGAUAGAGGGGUGCUUGGCUGCACUGAGUUUUGCAGACGAAGAAGAAGCAUCAAAAUUUCAUCGAAAAAUGGUCGACAAAGGCUACCAUCCAGAUGCUGUUGAGAAUCCAGUACGCUCAAUGUUCCGCCGUCGCAGCAGUAGAAGAAGCUCUUCUCAACGUUCUUCAUCCUAUAGCCAAUCCAAUGGUAACAGUUUAAGCAUCAACACCACCAACAACAAUAACGCCAAUUUUGUGGACUCUUUAGAGCCCAGUCUGAUCGAUUCUCUUGCCCAAAUGGGCAUUACUCGCGAACAAAUUUCCGAGAACGAAGACUUUAUUCGCUCCUUCAUGGCCGAAAAUGGAAUAACACCUCCCUCUGGUUCCACUUCAGCAGCCAAUACUCCCGUAACUGCUCCAUCAACACCGGCAGUCCCCCCACCGCCUAUGCCGUCUGGCGCCGCUCCUGCGCUUCCACACGCUUCAGCACACGCUUCAGAAGCUCCUAAAUAUGCUGUCCCACCACCGCCUCCUCCAGGUGCAGCAGCAGCAGCACCCAACUUACCUCACUCGCCUCCUCGCGCGGAGAUACACCACAGCAACAGAAGCAGCAGUACGAGUUCUGUACCCCCUCUACCGACAGCUGCAGCGUCGGUGCCAACUCCUCCCAUCUCUGCUUCCAAAAGUACGGCCGGCCGUAUGCAGCGUCGGGUACCUCCUCCACCCCCAGCACGCCGAAACCAUGGUCGCAGCUUCAACAACGGUCCGGCCACGAGGUCCUCCUCGACUGGCAGCGGAGCACCACCGCCUCCUCCUCCUCCUCGUUCUGCUGCUUCUCGUGCUGUCCCUCCUCCGCCGCCCCCACGUUCCAGCGCAGCAGCGUCCCUUCACCAACGAGGCGUCCCCCCACCACCCCCCACCAAAGUACAGCGCUUUCCCUCCUGCACCUGCCGCUGCAGUGCCUUUACCGCCCACCUCUGCGGCACCCCCACUCCCCCCUGCCGCCUCGACGGCACCUCCACCUCCACCACUCCCGACCGCCUCCGCUCCACCUGCUCCCCCACUUCCCUCCGCUGCUGCUCCUAG
This is a messenger RNA of Schizosaccharomyces japonicus yFS275, 1362 nucleotides long. RefSeq names its product WASp. The record is from RefSeq and is a predicted model, not a curated record. Gene Ontology annotation, molecular function: actin binding; Arp2/3 complex binding. The transcript has 2 exons. Gene Ontology annotation, biological process: actin nucleation. The coding region runs from base 1 to 1362 and encodes 453 amino acids. NCBI's taxonomy places the organism in Eukaryota, Fungi, Ascomycota, Schizosaccharomycetes, Schizosaccharomycetales, Schizosaccharomycetaceae. Gene Ontology annotation, cellular component: actin cortical patch.